Nestor notabilis (Kea) is the source of this 909-nucleotide messenger RNA. RefSeq names its product ring finger protein 144B (gene RNF144B). Gene Ontology annotation, cellular component: ubiquitin ligase complex; mitochondrial membrane; cytoplasm. The transcript has 7 exons. Gene Ontology annotation, molecular function: ubiquitin conjugating enzyme binding; zinc ion binding; ubiquitin protein ligase activity. The record is from RefSeq and is a predicted model, not a curated record. NCBI's taxonomy places the organism in Eukaryota, Metazoa, Chordata, Aves, Psittaciformes, Psittacidae. Gene Ontology annotation, biological process: protein polyubiquitination; ubiquitin-dependent protein catabolic process; positive regulation of proteasomal ubiquitin-dependent protein catabolic process. The coding region runs from base 1 to 909 and encodes 302 amino acids.
AUGGGCUCUUCUGCGGAAGCUUGUCCUCACACUAUGACAGCUGACAAGUCAGAAGCUGGAGAGUUAGCUCUGGAGCCCCUGCUCACUUGCAAACUAUGUCUCUGUGAAUAUUCCUUGGAUAAGAUGACUACUCUUCAGGAAUGCAGCUGCAUCUUUUGUACAUCGUGCCUAAAACAGUAUGUACAGCUGUCAAUUCAGGAAGGUUGUGGAUCUCCUAUCACAUGUCCAGACAUGGUAUGCUUGAACCAUGGGACCCUACAAGAAGAAGAGAUUGCCUGUUUGGUGCCGGUUGAGCAGUUUCAGUUAUACAAGAGGCUGAAGUUUGAACGAGAAGUCCACUUGGACCCCUGGAGAACAUGGUGCCCUGCAGUUGAUUGCCAAACAGUGUGCCAUACUGCACCAAGCGAGUCCGGAGUGCCGGUGCUGGUGGAAUGCCCAUCCUGCCACCUGAAGUUCUGCUCCUUUUGCAAGGAGGCAUGGCACCUACAUCACCUGUGCCAGGAAAACCGAACUCCAUUGCAAACUGAGCAUGGAUCACUUAUUGGAACAGAGUCAGAGGCACCAAUUAAGCAGUGCCCAGUUUGUCGGAUCUACAUUGAGCGAAAUGAGGGCUGUGCUCAGAUGAUGUGCAAGAACUGCAAACACACAUUUUGCUGGUACUGUCUACAGAACUUGGAUAACGAUAUCUUCUUACGACAUUACGACAGAGGCCCUUGCAGAAACAAGCUGGGCCACUCGCGGGCUUCGGUGAUGUGGAACAGAACGCAGGUUGUGGGAAUCCUCGUUGGACUAGGUAUAAUAGCAUUGGUGACCUCUCCCUUGCUGCUCGUGGCGUCUCCAUGCAUCAUCUGCUGCAUUUGCAAAUCUUACCGGAGCAAAAAGAAGAAACACAGCCCGCCAACAACCUAA